This is a messenger RNA of Nerophis lumbriciformis (worm pipefish), 924 nucleotides long. It is a transcript of the gene hoxc13a, whose product is annotated as homeobox C13a. Gene Ontology annotation, molecular function: DNA-binding transcription factor activity, RNA polymerase II-specific; DNA binding. The record is from RefSeq and is a predicted model, not a curated record. Lineage: Eukaryota; Metazoa; Chordata; Actinopteri; Syngnathiformes; Syngnathidae. Gene Ontology annotation, biological process: regulation of DNA-templated transcription.
AUGACGACUUCGCUGCUUGUGCAUCCACGCUGGGCGGACACCUUGAUGUACGUUUAUGAAAAAAGCCCGAAUGAAAGCGGGCCGCCGAAUAAAAGCCAAACAAUGGAGGGACUGAGCGCUAAUUGCCCCGCGACCCACUGCAGGGACCUGAUGUCGCACCCCGCCCUGGGAAGGCACUCCGGCACCAUCGCGAGCCACCAAGGCUCCGUCUACUCGGAUAUUUCCUCGCCGGACAGCGCUCGCCAGUGCCCCGCCGCGCAGUCGUCCUCGGGCGCCUCGCUCGGCUACGGCUACCCGUUCGGGGGCCCCUACUACGGCUGUCGGCUGUCCCACUCGCACAAUGUCAACUUGCAGCAGAAGCCCUGCUCGUACCACCCCGCGGACAAAUACGCCGAGCCCAGCACGGCGCUACCCACCGAGGAGCUGUCGAGCCGGGCCAAAGAGUUCGCCUUCUACCCCAGCUUCGCCAGCUCCUACCAGGCCGUGCCCGGUUAUCUGGACGUGUCGGUAGUGCCCGGCAUCAGCGGCCACCCCGAGCCGCGACACGACGCUCUCAUUCCCAUGGAGGGUUACCAGCACUGGGCUCUCUCCAAUGGCUGGGAUGGGCAGGUGUACUGCUCCAAGGACCAGACGCAGUCCGGCCAUCUGUGGAAGUCGCCCUUUCCAGAUGUGGUGCCCCUGCCGCCGGAGGUGAGCAGUUACCGGCGCGGCCGUAAAAAGCGCGUCCCCUACACCAAGGUGCAGCUGAAGGAGCUGGAGAAGGAGUACGCGGCCAGCAAGUUCAUCACCAAAGACAAGAGAAGACGCAUCUCGGCCGCCACCAACCUAUCGGAGCGCCAAGUCACCAUCUGGUUCCAGAACCGGCGGGUUAAGGAGAAAAAAUUCGUCAGUAAAUCCAAGAGCAAUCACCUGCACACCACUUGA